This is a messenger RNA of Anneissia japonica, 1107 nucleotides long. RefSeq lists its product as uncharacterized. The transcript has 2 exons. The record is from RefSeq and is a predicted model, not a curated record. NCBI's taxonomy places the organism in Eukaryota, Metazoa, Echinodermata, Crinoidea, Comatulida, Comatulidae. Bases 1 to 1107 code for a protein of 368 amino acids.
AUGCCCCGGAGCAGAAAUGACUUCCUGUUUGUACAUCUUGUGGCAAUACCCCCUAGAAGGCCUAUUGUUAAGCAGAUAAUCGGGGGUAUACAGGCCAGAAUUAGUCAACAUAGAUUUACUGCGGAGGAAAUACUAAACCACCUAGAUGAUUCAGAUUUUGACAUAUCUGACACCGAAGAGGAAGAUUCUUCAGAUGAAACCUUCAAUGCAGACGACGAUCUAGACUCUGAUGAACAUGAUAACAGUGAUUCAAAUGAUGAUGACGAUGACGAAGAAGAACAAGGGGAAGAAAAUACUGAAAAAAAACAAAUUAAGUGGUAUACAAAACCAUUUCAAGCUGGAAAUACAACAUGGAGGGGAGAUUUUGAUUUAGGUGCACCACUGGAAACUCCAGCAAAAUACUUUUUCAAGUAUUUCAAGCCAGAGAUUUUUACAACAUUUGCAGAACAGACCAACAUUUACUAUCUACAGAGCAAGGGUACAGAAAUAGCCACUACUGAAAGUGAAAUGCGGAAGUUCUUUGGUGCAACAAUCCUCAUGGCGAAUCUUCGCUUUCCACGUAUUCGGAUGUAUUGGCAAUACAUGACGAGGGUUGACAGGAUUGCUAAUGUAAUGCCUGUUAACAGGUACUUCCUACUCCGUACAAAUCUGCACAUAAAUGCAGCUCGAGAACCUGAUGCUGGCAACACAAACAAGUUCUGGAAGGUAAAACCUGUUCUAGAUGCAGUCCGAAAUCGCUGUGUUGAGCUACCCCGUGAGGAGUACUGUGCUGUAGACGAGCAAAUGAUACCGUUUACUGGGCGAGUCCCCACUAAACAGGUCAUCAAGAGUAAGCCCAAUCCAGUUGGAAUUAAGAACUUUGUACUUUGUGGUAAAUCUGGAAGGGCACUGGAUUUUGAGUUCUAUCAAGGGAAAGGGACAGGUAUUCCACAAGAAACAAAGCAUCUAGGGCUUGGUGCUUCAGUGGUUAUUUUACUAACAAACACUAUACCACGACAAAUGAAUUACAAAAUUUGUUUUGAUAAUUAUUUCACUGGUAUUCCACUUAUUAGAGAACUAAAGUCAAAGGGAAUACUUUCCGUUGGCAAUCGGCUGAUGAAUAUUUAA